Messenger RNA from Tauraco erythrolophus (red-crested turaco), 2091 nucleotides. The record is from RefSeq and is a predicted model, not a curated record. Lineage: Eukaryota; Metazoa; Chordata; Aves; Musophagiformes; Musophagidae.
AUGGAUAAUAACAGUAAAGGGUUCCAGCUUCCUCGAAUAAACAAACCUGGCCUGGUUUUUGCAUCACCUUCCCUACAACCAUCUUUAGAAGCUCUUGGAACGCCUCUCCCACUAGACUUAGAAGAUGAUGGUCUUCUGAAUUCGGAGAACAUGAUUGAAAGAAAGCCUAACUAUGAGUGGGAGGAGUUGAAGAAACACUAUCAUGGAGAACAGGCCAAGGCAGCAGAACAUGCCUUGUACAAACAAUAUGAGGAAAAGAUCCGACCCUGCAUUGAUCUCAUCGACAGCCUAAGAGCUCUUGGAAUAGAAAAAGACCUGGCUUUGCCUGCAAUCGCAGUGAUCGGAGACCAGAGCUCUGGGAAAAGCUCCGUCCUAGAAGCCCUUUCUGGUGUUGCUCUUCCUAGGGGCAAUGGUAUUGUUACUCGAUGUCCCUUGGAACUUAAACUGAAAAGAAUACCUGCCAGCCAGGCAUGGAAAGGGAAACUUUGUUACCGCAGAAACUGCAUAGAGCUCCAGAAUGCCUCUGAGGUGGAAGAAGCAGUAGGAAGAGCCCAGGAUGUUGUUGCUGGUACUAGAGGUGCCAUUAGUGGAGAACUAAUUUCCCUAGAAAUUUGGUCCCCAGAUGUCCCGGAUCUGACACUAAUUGAUCUUCCUGGAAUUGCCAGAGUGGCCGUGGGGGAUCAGCCACAAGAUAUUGGGGAACAGAUCAAAAUACUACUUAAAAAAAUUAUUGCCUGCAAAGAGACACUCAAUUUGGUAGUAGUGCCAUGUAAUGUGGAUAUUGCAACAACAGAAGCACUGAAAAUGGCUCAAGAGGUGGACCCCAACGGAGAAAGGACACUAGGGAUCCUCACGAAACCUGACCUGGUGGACAGAGGAACUGAACGGUCUGUCGUUAACAUAAUACGAAACCAGGUCAUCCCCCUCAAAAAAGGUUACAUGAUCGUGAAGUGUCGUGGGCAGCAGGACAUCCAUGACAAACUGGCCUUGGCCACUGCAAUCCAGCAGGAGAGAAAAUUCUUUGAGACUCACAAAUAUUUCAGUGUUCUUAUGGAAGAAGGAAGGGCUACUAUCCCUUGUCUGGCAGAGAAACUCACAAAUGAGCUUGUGAGACAUAUCAUUAAAACUUUGCCAACACUAGAGAACCAAAUACGCGAGGUGCUCCAAAAAACAUUACAGGAUCUACGAAAGUAUAGCAGAGGCGUACCCAGAUCAGAGUCUGAGAAGCUGACUUUCCUCACAGAUUUGAUCAAACUCUUUAAUCAAGACAUCUCUCAGACAAUGCGUGGAGAGGAACAGCUGUUCGGAAAUGAAAUCAGACUGUUUACAAAAAUCCGCAGAGAGUUUCAAACAUGGGGAUCGCUUCUCCUGAACAAUGCUGCAAACGUUAAAAAAGCUGUACCCGGUAAAGCGUUGAAAUAUCAAGAUCAGUAUCGUGGACGGGAGUUCCCUGGCUUUACCAAUUACAGAACAUUUGAAGACAUUAUAAAAGAGCAAAUCAUAGAACUGGAGGAGCCAGCUGUUAUGGUACUGAACAAAGUGAUGGGAUUGGUUGAAGAGAAAUUUAUGGAACUCACUGAAAAGCAUUUUGCUAAUUUUCACAAUCUAAACAGAGCUGCUAAGACCAGAAUUGAAGACAUUAGAGCGAAACAAGCAGCAGAGGCUGAAAGAUGCAUCCGGACUCAGUUUAAAAUGGAGGCAAUUGUAUACUGCCAGGAUGACAUUUACAUUAAUGAUUUAAAAAUUGUUAAGGCAGAAAACACUGGCAAUGGGAAGGAAUUUCAGAUUGGAUUUGUUUCGAAUCAAGAGCCCUCCUUUGUCCAGGAAAUGUUUUCUCACACGAAGGCCUAUAUCAAUGAAGCAAGUAAACGCCUCUCGAAUCAGAUACCUCUGAUCAUCCUGUCUUCUGUCCUUCAUGACUUCGGGGAUAACUUACAGACCAUAAUGUUGCAUCUUUUGCAAGAUAACGAAAAACUAAAUCGUCUCCUUGAGGAGGACAGUGAAGCUGCUAAACACAGAAACUACCUGAGCGAACGCGUUAAUCGUCUCACCAAAGCCUGCGAAUACCUGAGAGAUUUCACCUCCAUGUAG